This is a messenger RNA of Pelobates cultripes (western spadefoot toad), 441 nucleotides long. Lineage: Eukaryota; Metazoa; Chordata; Amphibia; Anura; Pelobatidae. The record is from the annotation of a GenBank genome assembly.
AUGCUCCCAAGCAGCUAUCAUAAUGCAGUAUUAGGUCUCUGUGGAAAUUUCAACCAAGAUCCGAAUGAUGACCAGAUGUCAUCCAAUGGUACACAGAUGUCAUUAAUUAAUGAAUGGGCAGAGCACUGGUCGGUUUAUGACCGAGACCCCUUCUGCUGGCACUCUUGUCCUGGGAACUGUCCAACUUGUGAGGAAAGUAAGAAACGUCUAUAUUCUGGAGAAGACUCCUGUGGUAUCCUAUUUAAAAAUGAUGGACCUUUCAGAGAAUGCACAUCAGAAAUCUCUCCAAAUAACUACUUUGACAGUUGCCUCUAUGAUGCCUGCACUUAUAAUGGAGCCCAAGUCAUGGUUUGUCAAGCACUUGAGAGCUAUUCCAUCACCUGCUUGCAACAAGGAAUUAAAAUUUAUGACUGGCGAACACCAUCUAACUGUCGUAAGUAA